AUGCUAAAAAAUGGUCUUCUUCUUUUUCUUUCUUUCUUCUUCUUCUUCUUCUUCUUCUUCUUCUUCUUCUUCUUCGUUCUCUUGUCAUCUUUCUUCUUUUUGUCAUUUCCCUCCGCCUCUUCUCAUUUUUUCUUUCUUCUUCUUCUUCUUCUUCUUCUUCUUCUUCUUCUUCUUCUCAUGUUUCUUCUUUUUCUCAUUUCCCUCCUCAUUUUUUUCUCUUUCUUCCUUUUCUUCUUCUUCUUUUUCUCUUUCUCCUUCACAUCUUUCUUCUUCUUCUUCUUCUUCUUCUUCUUCUUCUUUCUUCUUUUGCUCUUUCUUCUUCACAUCUUUCUUCUUCUUCUUCUUCUUCUUCUUCUUCUUAUCUUUCUUCUUCACAUCUUUCUUAUUCUUCUUCUUCUUCUUCUCAUCUGUCUUCUUCUUUUGCUCUUUCUUCUUCACGUCUUUGUUGUUGUUGUGUUUUUCAUCUUCUUCUUCUCUUUCUUCUUCUCAUCUUUCUUUUUCUUCUUUGUCUUCUUCUCAUCUAUCUUCUUCUUUUUCUCUUUCUUCUUCACAUCUUUCUUGUUGUUGUUUUUCUUAUCUUUCUUCUUCUCUUUCUUCUUCUCAUCUUCUUCUUCUCAUCUAACAUCUUCUUUUCUCUUUCUUCUUCACAACUUUCUUCUUUUCAUCUUUCUUCUUCUUUUGCUCUUUCUUCUUCACAUCUUUGUUGUUGUUGUUUUUCAUCUUCUUCUUCUUCUCUUUUUUUCUUCUCAUCUUCUUCUUCUCAUCUAUCUUCUUCUUUUUCUCUUUCUUCGUCACAUCUUUCUUGUUCUCGUUCGUGUUCUUCUUCGUCUUCUUCUUCUUCUUCUUCUUCUUCUUGUCAUCUUUUUGUUUCUCAUUUCCCUCCUCCUCUUCUCAUUUUUUCUCUUUCUUCUUCUCAUCUUUCUUGUUGUUGUUGUUCUUCUUCUUCUUCUACAUCUUCUCUUCGUUCUCUUCUUCUCAUCUUUCUUCAUUUUCUCAUCUCCUUUCCCUCUUCACAUCUUUUUCUUUUUCUUCUUGUCUUUCUUCUUUUUCUCUUUCUUUUUCUCAUUUUUCUUGUCCUUUUUUUGUUGUUGUUGUUCUUCUUCUUCUCAUCUUUCUUCUUCUAUUCUCUUUCUUCUUCACAACUUUCUUCUUCUUCUUCUUCUUCUUCUCAUCUUUUUCUUCUUCUAUUCUUUUCUUCAUUUCUUUUCUUCUUCUUCUUCUUCUUCUUCUCAUCUUUUCUUCUAUUCUCUUUCUUCUUCACAACUUUCUUCUUCUUCUUCUUCUUCUUCUCAUCUUUCUUCUUCUAUUCUCUUUCUUCUUCACAACUUUCUUCUUCUUCUUCUUCUUCUUCUUCUCAUCUUUCUUCUUCUAUUCUCUUUCUUCUUCACAACUUUCUUCUUCUUCUUCUUCUUCUUCUUCUUCUCAUCUCUGUCCUCUUCUUCUUAUCUUUCUUCAUUUUCUCAUCUCCCCUUCGAGUUUUCAUAUUUUUUUCUCAUUUUUCUUUAUUUUCCUCCUCCUCCUCCUCCUUCUUCUUCUUCUUCUUCUUCUUCUUCUUCUUCUUCUUCUUCUUCUUCUUCUUCUUCUUCUUCUCAUCUCCGUCCUCUUCUUCUUAUCUUUCUUCAUUUUCUCAUCUCCCCUUCCAGUUCUCAUAUUUUUUCUCAUUUUUCUUUAUUUUCCUCCUCCUCCUCCUCCUCCUCCUUCUUCUUCUUCUUCUUCUUCUUUGUGCCGCCAGGAUUUUCUUCCCGCAAUUUUCCCGUAAUUUUGUAUCCUCUCUCUUUCUCUUUCUCUUACUCCCUCUUUUUUCUCUCUCUCUCUCCCUCUUUCUUUCUCUCACUCUUUCUCUUUUUCUUUCCACAUCUUUCCCUCUACUUUUUUUUCUUUCUAUUUUCUUUUUCUUGUGUUUUCUUUUUUUCUUACCUUACUGGUGUUUCUUUGUAUUCUUUUUACUUUUUCUUGAUAUCUUUUUUCACAUUUCUUAACCGAUUUGUUUUUUUCUUCGUCUUUAUUUUUUAUUCUCUCUUUUUUUUUUCAUUUGGAUCUCAGUUUAACUGUUAUUCAAUAUGUCCGUUUAUAUGCAAAGAUAUCCAGAAUUUCGGAUUCUGUAAUUGUCCAAUUCAAAUUCAUUCUUCAUUUUCUACGAACUCAAAAAGUUCCGCAUCACUAUUAAAUAUUACACUUUUCUUUCUUUCUAUCGUUCUUAUCCGUCUUUCUGUCUGUCUUCCUUCCUUCCUUUCUUUCUUUCUUUCUUUCUUUCUUUCUUUCUUUCCUACCUUUAAUUCCUCUGUUCAUCAAUCAUUCUUUCAAUUGCGUAUUACGCGAUCCCUUCCUUUUUUUCUUUCUUUCCUUUCUUACUUCUGUUCAUUCAAUCUAUUUUCUUUCUUUUACAUAUUGCUCGACAUCUUUCUUUCUUUAUUUCUUUUAAUACCCUCUUCCUUCACUCUUUACUUCUAUCUAUUACAUAUUGCUCGACACCUUCUUUCUUUCUCCCAUACUUUCUUUUUGUUUCUUUCUUUUUUCUUUCUUUCUUCUUUCUUUAAUACCUCUGUUCAUUAUUUCCAUACUGCUCGACGCCUUCAUUCUUUCUGUCGUUCUAUCUUUAAAUACCUCUGUUCAUUCAAUAUUUCCUCCUUCCUAUUACCUAUUGCUGGACUCAUUAUUUCUUUCUUUCUUUUUCUUUCUUUCUUUCUUUUUUUAAUACUUCUGUUCAUUCAUUAUUUCCUUCUUUCUAUUACAUAUUGCUCUAUUCUUUCUUUCUUUCUUUCUUUCUUUAUUCGUUCUUUCUUUUUCUUUCUUUCUUUUUUCUUCCUUCCUUUCUUUCUUUCUUUCUUUAUUUUUUCUUUCCUUAAAUACCUCUGUUCAUUCAAUCUUUCCUUCUUUCCAUUACAUAUUGUUCGACUCAUUCUUUCUUUCUUUUUCUUUCUUCAUUUUUUCUUUUUCCUUUUUCUUUCUUUCUUUUUCUUCGUUUCUUUCUUUCUUUUUUCUUUCUUUCUUUCUUUAAUACCUCUGUUCAUUCAUUAUUUCCUUUUUUCUAUUACAUAUUGCUCUAUUCUUUCUUUCUUUCUUUAUUCUUUCUUUUUUUUUCUUUCUUUUUUCUUUCUUUCUUUUUCUUUCCUUCUUUUUUUCUUUCCUUAA
Acanthosepion pharaonis is the source of this 3132-nucleotide messenger RNA. The record is from the annotation of a GenBank genome assembly. Lineage: Eukaryota; Metazoa; Mollusca; Cephalopoda; Sepiida; Sepiidae.